UCCUGAUAGCAGCGAGGCUCAUGCGGCUGCUAUAGAAACCACGUUGCGACGCAAACCGUGCACGUGCACGGUGAGGGGGCGUGGCUGGAAAUAACAAGAGAGCGCGAUUGUUGCCAACGGUUAAUCAGCUCCGGAGCUCCAAGGACUUGAGAUUUCACCAUGCCGAUUCGCCGUGCCGUUAACUCUUCCAACCAGGAAAAUGCUCAAAAAAAUCGCCCUGCGGAAGGGGACAAGAAAGCAGAGCCUGAUGCUAGCUCUGAAGAGUCUGCAUCCACUGGAGAAGAACAGGAAACUGAAACUCCUCCCGCCACCUCCAGUGAAACGGAGCAGCCUAAGGACGCAGAGGCUGGUGAGGACAAGAAGACCACUGAAGGGGAAGUAACAGAGGAGGACAAGAAAGCUGGUGACAAGGAACCAUCCAAAGCGAAAGAGAAGAAAGUGAAAAAGACCAUUCCGUCAUGGGCGACUCUAUCUGCCAGCCAGAGGGCUAGGGCUCAGAAGCAGACGCCUAUAUCGUCUUCCUCUCGCCCCAAGAUGGACGCCAUCCUAACUGAGGCCAUUAAGGCGUGUUUCCAUAAAACUGGAGCUUCUGUGGUGUCCAUUCGGAAAUACAUUAUCAACAAGUACCCUUCCCUGGAACUCGAGAGGAGGGGAUACCUGCUGAAACAGGUGCUGAAGCGAGAGCUCCAAAGAGGGAUUAUUCGCCAGGUGAAGGGGAAGGGUGCGUCCGGCAGCUUUGUGGUGGUUUCCAACUCAAGCAAGUCUGCUCAGAAAUCUAAAGUUAAAAAGAAAAGCAACUCUGCACCUGAGACCAAUGUGAAGCUGGAAGAUAUCCUUCCCUUGGCAUUUACUAGAAUCUGUGAGCCCAAGGAAGCUUCCUACAGUCUGAUCAAGAAAUAUGUUUCCCAGUAUUACCCCAAACUCAAGGUGGACGUCAGGCCCCAAAUGUUGAAGAAUGCUCUUCAAAGAGCUGUAGAGAAAGGACAACUGGAGCAGAUCACAGGCAAAGGAGCUUCUGGAACCUUCCAGCUGAAGCGAUCUGGAGACAAACCCCUUCUCUCAGGAGGUCCAUUUGAAGAUGCGAUCUUAUCGGCCAUCACAGCCAUGAACGAGCCCAAGACCUGCUCCACCACGGCUAUUAAAAAAUAUGUUUUGGAGAACCACCCUGGAGUGAACUCCAGCUUCCAAGUUCAUCUGCUGAAACGGACUCUGCAGAAGUGUGAGAAGAACGGUUGGAUGGAGCAGAUUUCUGGAAAAGGAUUCAGUGGGACCUACCAGCUAUGCUUCCCAUAUUACCCCGGCCCUUAUGUGCUCUUCCCAGAGAAGCAAGAGGAGGAGGAGGAAGAAGAAGAAGAAUCUGAGGCUUCUGAAAAAGAGGAAGAAUCAUCUGAAGAGGAAGACUCCGAGGAAGACGAGCCCCCUCCAAAAAAAAGGAUGCAAAAGAGAGCUGCUCCUUCCAAAUCAAGGUCUAGAGCUCCUCCCCCUAAGCCUAAGAAGAGUGCCCCGAAACCCAAGGCAAAGGCAAAAGCAAAGAGUACCCCUAAGAAAGCCCCCCCUCCUGCACCUGCCAAGGCUAAGAAGGAAAAAUCUGCCCCUCCUCCUCCCCCGGCCAAAAAAGCUGCCAGUCGCUCUUCCAAGAAGCCAGCUGCAGGGAAGAAAGAUACGAAACCCGCUGCAAAGGCCAAGCCCAGCCAGAGAAAGUCACUGAGGUCAAAUAAGUGACCAGGGAUCAUAAAUGAGCGAACCUCCAGGAUGAUCCAUAAAUGAAGCUAGUAGUAAAUUUACAGGAAAAUUAAAAACAAACAAAAAAAACUUUUAUAAGGUCAAUGUCCAAAUUUUUAUUUUUUUUUCUUCUCAUUAUCGAGGCCUGAAACUUCCAGAAUUUUUUUUUUUAUUCUUUUCUUCAAAGAAUGGUGCAAAAUUAGAAUUUUUAGUAUAGAUGUAGCUGCCGUGUACCUCCCUAAUCCUUCACUGGCCUCAGAAAGAAACCAGCAAAUGCUUGUUUCCAUGUUCUUUGGGUUGUGUAAACUCUCCCUUUUUUAUUACAUUGUGUCAGUGUUUUACGCAAAAAUAUUCUCUGAUUUUAGUUUGUUUUUAUGCUAAAUUUAAAGUAGUUUUCAGUGACACAAUUAAAGUGGAGUCUGAAAGAUUAAAGUGUUUUAGUGGUCUCUGCUCUUCCAUCCUAAAAAACAAAUUUAGCCUAAUUUGUGUGGGUGGGCUUUUCAUUUAUUUAUUUUUUUCUGCCUUAACGAGUUAGAUAAUUAUUAUUUUUUUAAAUUUACUGCUCAAAUGUUACCACGGUAAAAAUAUCUGAAAUGCCACAGGUUUGAAAUGUCAGUUUAUUUACAGGCUUGUUGAAAGCAUCUAUAAGCUAAAACAUAAAGAUUUUGUUUGAA
Messenger RNA from Bombina bombina (fire-bellied toad), 2396 nucleotides. RefSeq names its product heterochromatin protein 1 binding protein 3 (gene HP1BP3). Bases 160 to 1722 code for a protein of 520 amino acids. Gene Ontology annotation, molecular function: DNA binding; nucleosome binding. Gene Ontology annotation, cellular component: nucleosome; chromosome; nucleus. The record is from RefSeq and is a predicted model, not a curated record. The transcript is spliced from 12 exons. Lineage: Eukaryota; Metazoa; Chordata; Amphibia; Anura; Bombinatoridae. Gene Ontology annotation, biological process: heterochromatin organization; nucleosome assembly.